AUGAACCCGGCUCAUGACAGUGGCGCGGCAUCUUGGGACGAAAAUCAUAGCGAUGAACAAAGCCAGUUGCACGGUUCCGAACACCUCCUGGACUUGAGCAACUUGCUUUAUUCACGCCAUGAUCAGUCUGUUGAUGGAGCAUCAGCUGAUGAUAGGUUUGAUGUUACAUGGAGUCUUGCAUCGACAAAUGCCAUGAGUUCCUGCUUCCCUUUCGAAGGUCAAAUGGACAUGGGACCAGGUAUUCCCAUCGGGUCGACAAACAUCGCUGGGGGUGUCAGCGAUCAGUAUAUCGACUUAGACAAGCCCAUUUUGAAUGGAAUUGAUCCGUUCAGUGACCCGGACACAGCCCUGGGUUGGAGUGCAAACCCGGCUCAAACCAUUGACGGUAGGAACUUCAAUCCUUACUUUGCGAUGACUGAGAAGAACGAUCAGGAAAAGGGGAGUUAUACGCCCGAUUUUGGCCAAAGCUUGGAGAACAAUGCCAUUGAGGAAACUAGAGCGGUAACAAAUUUUACGGAGGACUUCAUGUAG
Messenger RNA from Metarhizium robertsii ARSEF 23, 531 nucleotides. RefSeq lists its product as uncharacterized. The transcript has a single exon. The coding region runs from base 1 to 531 and encodes 176 amino acids. The record is from RefSeq and is a predicted model, not a curated record. NCBI's taxonomy places the organism in Eukaryota, Fungi, Ascomycota, Sordariomycetes, Hypocreales, Clavicipitaceae.